AUGACUGGAAAGUUGAAUGACUCGUCCAUACGAGUCAUUUUAUUUGUAAAAAUUACUAUGAAAUUAUGGAAUCUUAUAGCUUUCAAGAAUUUACUGCGCAGCAUCGAAAAUUUCGGGGCUGCUCUGGCCUACGGCAUCAAAUACUACGCAAGCGGGGUGCUCCAACAGCGGCAGUUCAUUCGCUUCGUCCAUCACGACGCAAUCGCUUUCGUGCUUCUCGAUGAUACUUUCACCUUUCUCCCUUUGAUCAAGGACUUGUACGAAAAUCAAACUAAAAGAUCCCUCAAUUACUUACAGAUGAUUGAAAGGAGAGAUGAGAUUUUCAAAAAUGCACCGAUAGCGCCCAACAUAACAGCAGCCAUUGAAUACUUCGACUCCAUCGGCAAAUACGCGGAAGAUCUUAGAGAGUUAGUCAAACAUCUACGUCGGCUUAUAAAAGAGUGGGUAGCAAAGGAUCUUUUGGAAGCCUAUAAUCAGCAAGUAUUAGGUUCAACAAUCUUGGUGUCUGUUCUAGUCAUAUCACCGAUCAUUAUCGUGCUGGUGCGAAAUGCUGUGGCUACAAUCCAGAUGUAUGCAGCACAUCUAGCUCAAAAAGCCAAAGAGCUCAAAAAAGAAAAACAUAAAAGUGAUAAUCUCCUAUACCAAAUGUUGCCACCAAGCGUUGCAAAACAACUUAAGCACCGAAGAAAGGUCUCGGCUGAGUUUUAUGAGUCGGUGACAAUUUACUUCAGCGAUAUAGUCGGAUUCACAGAAAUUGCUGCCGACAUCACGCCACACGAGGUUGUGACAUUCUUGAACGUAAUUUACAAGUUGUACGACGCCCGUAUAGAACGUUAUGAUGUUUACAAGGUUGAAACGAUUGGUGACUCGUACAUGGUUGCCUCAGGAUUACCUGACAAAAAUGGGGAUAAACAUGUAACAGAAAUUGCGGCAAUGGCACUGGAUCUACUCUAUGGUUCAGCAGAAGUGAAGGUCCCCCAUCGAGAUAAUGAGCGGCUGCAAAUUCGGAUUGGCGUUCAUACUGGACCAGUUGUCGCAGGUAUUGUGGGUUCAAAAAUGCCUCGAUACUGCCUGUUUGGAGAUACAGUCAAUACAGCAUCGCGGAUGGAGUCUACAGGCGAGGCGUUGAGAAUUCAUAUCAGUAUGGAGAUGAAACAAGCUCUGGAUAGGGUCGGAGGGUUCCGAACUGAACACAGGGGCUUUGUAGACAUCAAGGGAAAGGGUGUUUUGGACACAUACUGGCUGCUGUGCAAGGAAGGAGGUUCUAACCGUCUGGUGGAAUCACCGGUCUUUUUCGGUGACUAAUCGGCAUUGCCAAGGUACUCCGUUUGUGACACAUCAUUCCCGCUAAGAGGAUCAAUUUUCACAGAGGAUCCGACGUUAUCAUUUGCUCCUCUGGCGUUAGGACUUAUCUCGAUAUCUGCAUGAGCCCCAGAAAGCAUGGACUUACAUGUAAAACAGGCGUCACGUUGAAAUUGAGAUACGCCCUUGCGUCAGAGGAGCGAAGUUGUGUGCCUGUGUGGUGUCAAGGACACCAUUCUCAAAGCAGAUUCGUGGAUACCACGUUGGCGUCUCCUGGAAGUCAUAAAAUUUACGGCACACAUCAAGCAGAUUGGGACCAUCGAAACAUUCGAAACUAUAGGACCAAGUAGAUUCUACAAGCAAUUUUUCAUUCUCUGGAGAGACGCGAUUGAAGUCACAUUAUAAUAAUUGACUUCUUAUUAUUUUUAAUUUUUAUUUUCUGAGAGGCACCUCGAUGGCCAAAGUGCGAAACCGCAUAUCCUAAUUGCAAUGUUUUUAAAUUCACGCCGCUCUUUCAUUUUUUCGAAGAGAUACACAGACACGCAAACCCGAUAGCUUAAAAUGUACACAGAAUUCUAGGUGGCGGCAGCCACCUCGGCCCAAUCCUAAAAAACUCCC
Molecule: messenger RNA, 1920 nt
Organism: Bemisia tabaci
Lineage: Eukaryota; Metazoa; Arthropoda; Insecta; Hemiptera; Aleyrodidae
Source: RefSeq, a predicted model, not a curated record